This is a messenger RNA of Drosophila teissieri, 383 nucleotides long. RefSeq lists its product as uncharacterized. NCBI's taxonomy places the organism in Eukaryota, Metazoa, Arthropoda, Insecta, Diptera, Drosophilidae. The record is from RefSeq and is a predicted model, not a curated record. Bases 16 to 345 code for a protein of 109 amino acids. The transcript has a single exon.
UACAUAUAUACGAUAAUGGCCGAGCUACUUUUUCCACAACUGGAGCGUCCUUUGCCCACGCUGCCAUCGCUGCACUACACGCUGUUCGCCUACAGGGAGGAGUUGCGACGCCGCGAUGCCCCGUUCAUGAAGAUGUCCACCAUCAAGCUGCACCUCACGGACAACCUCAUCCUGCAGACGAUCAAGAACAUCCGGCAGUACGACACCAUCGAGAUUAUGAAUCUCAACCAGGAGAUCAACUUCAAGCGGCGCCUCACCAAGCAAAUGCGGAAGGUGCGCAAGCUGGAGAAGCUCAGCUUGCAGAUCGAUCCGCGGAAACUCAACGAGAAUGGCCAAUGGCACUGAGGUUUAAUGAUUUAGUGGAACUCCAGAACCUAAGCUUC